Molecule: messenger RNA, 556 nt
Organism: Melopsittacus undulatus (budgerigar)
Lineage: Eukaryota; Metazoa; Chordata; Aves; Psittaciformes; Psittaculidae
Product: ribosomal oxygenase 2-like
Exons: 4
Coding region: 106-444 (112 amino acids)
Source: RefSeq, a predicted model, not a curated record
AGUGUAAUUAGAUCCUUGCCUAGUUAAUUGAAGUACUUGUGUGCCAAAGCUUUGUUGUGAAACUGGGAGAAGGUUCUUCCUGUGUGUCAGGCAGUGGCCUUUAACAUGGAACUUGCCAUUUUAGUAUGGAAAUUGGAGGCAGCAAUCUUAAAUUUGCUUUCAGAUGACAUUUAUGAGCUAAACUCAAUCAUUUAUUUGUGCCUGACCUUGGAAGAUCAAAAAAGAAGAGGCUGCAUGUCAAGAGAAGAGAGAAGAGGUGGCGUGUGUAACGGCGAGUUCCUGUCCUUCACCUCUUGGGGAGUUUACUUACUGGAUGCACUUCCUAGCCUUGUGUUUGACGCAGCAAAAGAAGAUGUGGCACUGCGGACGAGCAUACUGAGGAAGCUGCUUCUGCAGGUGGAUGUAGCUGACUCAAGGGGAAAGCUGAGCAACCUUGGAUACUGAGCUCUAAUUGGUGAGUCUAGAGGUUACUACUGUUUACAAAGCUAAUGUUUAUAACUUGUUUGUUCUUGUAUUUGUAAAAUUGCAUUUGUGUAUUUUGUAAUACUGUAUUUGU